AUGGCGAGUCACCCAGAAAAGCUGGCGGACCGGCUGGAUGCUGUGCAAGCAUCCUCCGCCUCCAGUGCCACCCAACAAGAUAUUCUGACCGACGUGCCCAUGUGUGAAAAGGGCGAUGACAAGGACAGCCAGCUGGAGAACGCCGGCCCCGAUGGCCGGAUCGAGCUCACAGAGGAUAUGUGCUACGAUCAACUCGGAUACUCAUUCAGUGAGACCCGCAAAUGGUUGAUCAUCUCCGUCAUUUUCCUCGUCCAAGUCUCCAUGAACUUCAACACUUCACUAUACUCGAAUGGCCUCGGGGGUAUCUCGGAGGAGUUUGGCGUCUCCAUGCAGGCUGCCAGGUGCGGUGCCAUGAUCUUCCUCGUUCUCUAUGCGUUCGGCUGUGAGCUGUGGGCGCCGUGGAGUGAAGAACUGGGCCGAAAGCCGAUCCUGCAGGCGUCGCUGUUCCUGGUCAACGUCUGGCAGCUGCCUGUUGCGCUGGCGCCCAAUUUCACCUCUGUCAUGGUUGGCCGUGCUCUGGGCGGUCUCUCCUCGGCCGGUGGUUCCGUCACUCUGGGUAUGAUUGCUGAUCUCUGGGAAGCCGAUACCCAGCAGUACGCCGUCGCAGCGGUCGUCUUCUCCUCCGUCGGUGGUUCCGUUCUUGGUCCCGUUAUUGGUGGUUUCGUUGAGGCGUUCCUGCCAUGGCGCUGGAGCAUUUGGAUUCAGUUGAUCUUCGGCGGUUUCGUACAAAUCAUGCACUUCCUGGUCGUACCCGAGACUCGAACCACUGUCCUGAUGGACCGCAUCGCCAAGAAGAUGCGCAAGAGCGGCGAGCACCCCAAUAUCUACGGCCCCACGGAGGGCAUGUCCUUCCGCGAGCGUUUCCCGCCUCGCGAAUUGAUGAUGACCUGGAUUCGCCCAUUCAAGAUGUUCCUGACUGAGCCCAUCGUCCUGUCCCUGGCACUUGUUUACGGCCAGUGGGGUUUCAACACCUGGGAGAAGGGUCUGGCGUUCAUUCCCAUCGUCAUCGGCUACUUCAUCGCCUGGUUCUCUUGGUUCCCCAUCAUCCGCCGCAAUGUCGCUGAGCGCCGCGAAAAUCCCGACAGUGAACGGGCGCAAUACGAGUCUCGUCUGUGGUGGUUGCUGUACACGGCCCCCUGCUUGCCUAUCGGUCUGAUCGGUUUCGCUUGGACCAGUCUCCCUCAGUGCCACUGGAUCGGAUCGAUGAUCUUCGCUGCCAUCAUCGGUAUUGCCAACUACGCGAUCUACAUGGCCACAAUUGACUAUAUGAUCUGUGCCUACGGCCCGUACUCCGCAUCUGCCACCGGUGGUAACGGUUGGGCGCGUGACUUCCUCGCUGGUGUCCUGACUAUUCCUGCGACUCCUUUCUUUGAGAACAUUGGCGGCGAGCGCCAUUUAGAGUAUGCCUCUACUAUUCUGUUCUGUAUCUCGGUACCGCUCGUGGUUGCCGUCUACAUUAUCUACUGGAAGGGCCCCGAACUCCGAAAGCGCUCUCCCUUCGCCCAGCGCCUCUCGGAGGCUCGCCAAGAUCUGGACAUGCACAUUCAGAGCCGUCGCCAGUCCAAGGUCCCCGAGGCGUCCCGCGCCAACUCCUAUGCGCGAUCCCAGCAGGAUCUUCGCAUCCGUGGCAGCCGUCCUGGCUCGCGGGUCAACUCCCGUGCCAAUUCUCGCGCCAACUCCCGCGCCAACUCGCGUCGCAACAGCAUGGCUGCGUAA
Messenger RNA from Penicillium argentinense, 1716 nucleotides. RefSeq lists its product as uncharacterized. Gene Ontology annotation, biological process: transmembrane transport. Gene Ontology annotation, molecular function: transmembrane transporter activity. Lineage: Eukaryota; Fungi; Ascomycota; Eurotiomycetes; Eurotiales; Aspergillaceae. The record is from RefSeq and is a predicted model, not a curated record. Bases 1 to 1716 code for a protein of 571 amino acids. The transcript has 4 exons.